Molecule: messenger RNA, 6933 nt
Organism: Xiphias gladius (swordfish)
Lineage: Eukaryota; Metazoa; Chordata; Actinopteri; Istiophoriformes; Xiphiidae
Gene: ltbp3
Product: latent transforming growth factor beta binding protein 3
Exons: 30
Coding region: 372-4301 (1309 amino acids)
Molecular function (GO): calcium ion binding
Source: RefSeq, a predicted model, not a curated record
CGCACUCUCUGCAGCUCUCCAAAGCGACAGGCGAGAAGAAGAAGAAGGAAGAGCCACAAAAGCGGGGGUAACUUUUGAAACAACGGCCAAGAGGGCACCAAGAGACUCUAAAGAUGCCAAGCGUGGCGGUUUUACAGACGGAUCACUUGGGUACGCGAGGAAAGUGAUUUUUUUUUUUUCUUUCCCCGUAAGGAGAGAAAACAGGAGGGAGGACGCGCUUUUUUUUUUUUUUUUUUUUUUUUUUUCCGCCGCAUGAGACGUCAAAUAUCUGCCUCGGUUAACAAAGCAGGCGCCUUCGAGCUGGAGCCGAGCCCCUCAGCUUGUGAUUGAAUGUCCCCGGGUCUCUGUGGAGGGCAGUGAAGGAUGCCAGGAUGCCCUCUCUGAUCUCCCAUCUGCUUGUCAUCUGGCUGAGCGUCCACAGGCUGGUGUGGUGCACGGAGCGCUCCUCCACACGGGAGCGCUUCAAGGUGGUCAUCGCUCCUCUCAUCUGCAAGCGGAUCUGCCUGAAGGGACAGUGUCAGGAUACCUGCGAGCAGGGCAACAACACCACGCUGAUCGCGGAGAACGGGCAGGCGGCCGACACGCUCAUCGGACAGGGCUUCAGGGUCGUUGUGUGUCCCCUGACAUGUAUGAAUGGAGGAGUAUGCAGCUCGAGGAAGCACUGCCUCUGCCCGCCUGGCUUCACCGGUCGGCUCUGCCAGUUUCCACUCCAGCAGACGCAGCAAGCGCAGGCAGCGCGAGGCAACAAGCAGCCUGUCUACCCUGCAUCUUUGAAGCCAGACAGCCAGAAACUAGUGGAGCAGUCCGCCAUAGGGCGUACUCAGUUAACGCAAACACAUUCAGUUUUCACCUUACCUUUGUCACAAGUAGGGCACCACUCAUCCGAAGUGCAGAUUAAUGUGCGUGUUCAUCACACGCCGGACACCUCUGUUGUCAUUCAGCCUCUCGACCAAUCAGAUGCCAAGCCUCCUCACAAGACAGGGCCGCGCCCGAUCCCUCCAAGACACAAACCAAAGGGGCGCUGCUUCCAGGAGACCACACCCAAACAAGCUUGUAACAGCACCCCACUUCCUGUUCUGACCAAUCAGGAGGAUUGCUGCGGCAGUGUGGGGAAUUCAUGGGGACAAAACAAGUGUUAUCAGUGCCCCAAACUACCAAAUGCAUCAGUCAAACAGACCAUUGUGGAAGACUAUGGCUCUACCUGUCCUCAAGGCUAUAAAAGAUUCAACAGCACUCACUGUCAAGAUAUCAACGAGUGCUCCAUGCAGGGUGUCUGUCAGAAUGGAGACUGUUUGAACACACUGGGCAGCUUCAAAUGUUCCUGCAAGGCUGGUUUGGUGCUGGACAGGAAUCGAUGUGUUGAGUCUCCAGCGGAGCAGGCUCAGUGUUUCCUGAUAGCGUCCGAGGCCCGGGGCUGCGAGCACGCGCUGCCAACCCCCCUCACCCAGGAGAUGUGCUGCUGCACGGUGGGCAAAGCCUGGGGCCGUAACUGUGAAAGAUGUCCUCAGGUGGGCACAGUGGCCUUCAGUAAGAUCUGCCCUGCCGGGAAAGGCUACUUUCUCCAGAAUAUCAGAGAGACUGUGGCCUUCCCUCCCAUCAUCUUCCCCCGGAAACCUGACAAGGAAGAGCCAAAGCGGCCGGAGAGGCCACAAGAGACGACGACCCCUGUGCAGGCUCCCACCAGCACCAGCAGACCUCGUGUGCCUGUUGUGAAACCCACCCCUCCAACAAUCAUCCGAAUGACCCCAGGCAAUGACCCCUUCGAAACACAGACAAAAGUCCUGCCAGAGACAGAUGAAUGUAGGCUAAGCCGGAACAUUUGUGGUCAUGGAGAGUGUGAGAACAGCCUGAACGGCCACAUCUGUCACUGUCACCCUGGCUACCAUCUCAACCCGCAGAGGAACAUCUGUGAGGAUGAUAAUGAAUGUGAGUCAGAGCCAUGCGGCCACGGCAGAGGCCUUUGCGUCAACAUUGAAGGAGGCUACAAAUGCCUCUGUCGUCAGGGCUAUAAACACAUGGUGCAGCAUGGGAGACUUAAAUGCGUAGAUGUGAAUGAGUGCUCUAAGCAAGACAUCUGUGGUGUCGGAGGCCAGUGUGUGAACUUGCCCGGUUCUUAUAAGUGUGAUUGUAACAGCGGGUUUAGGAGCAAGUCACACCGUCAUCCAGCCUGUGAAGACAUAAACGAGUGUUUGAAUCCUGACACCUGUCCCAAUGAGCAGUGUGAGAACACACCGGGCUCCUAUGAGUGUGUUCCUUGCUUGCCUGGUCACGAGGCCCGCGCCGGCACCUGCUAUGACAUUAAUGAGUGUCAGAAGCCUGGCAUCUGUCCUAAUGGGCGCUGUGAGAACCUCCAUGGUACUUACCGUUGCCUGUGCAACGAGGGCUUCCUUCCGUCUGCAGACAGCAGAGGGUGCAGUGACAUAGAUGAGUGUGAGGAUGUCAGGCUGUGUGCUUACGGCCUCUGCAUUAACACAGAAGGCUCCUUCCAGUGCCAGUGCUAUCCGGGAUACCAACGCACACAGGAAGGCAGCCACUGUGAAGAUAUCAAUGAGUGUGAGAGGCCAUCAAACUGUCAGAGGGGCCACUGUAUCAACAGCAUGGGCUCAUACCACUGUGAGUGCCAAAAAGGGUACACGCUGGUCGGAGGCAGGAGAUGCCAAGACAUAGACGAAUGUGCUGCAGACAGAAGUCUCUGCCAGCCCUACGGCUCUUGUGAGAACAAACCGGGCUUGUACGUGUGUGUCUGCAAUCACGGUUAUGUCCUCUCAGAGGACAAACACAGCUGUGAGGCAGUUCGAGUGCUGACAGAUGAGAAGAAGGAGUGCUACCUGAACCUCGAUGACACUGUGUUCUGUGACAGCGUCCUGGCCACUAAUGUCACCAAGCAGGAGUGCUGCUGCUCCAUUGGAGUGGGCUGGGGAGACCACUGUGAGAUCUAUCCCUGUCCUGUCUCCCAAUCAGCCGAGUUCCACUUCCUGUGUCCAAACGGGCAAGGUCUCUACUAUGAAGAAGGACUCCAAUACAGCCUGCCUGCCUACCAUGAUAUCGACGAAUGUUCUUUGUUUGCUGAUGAAAUCUGCAAGAAGGGUCGCUGUGAGAACACACUGCCGGGCUACGAGUGCUACUGUCAACAGGGCUUCUACUAUGACAGCAACCUUCUUGAGUGCAUUGAUGUGAACGAAUGCCACGACGAGUCUCUGUGUACUAAUGGUCGGUGCGUCAACACCGAAGGGUCCUUUUACUGCAACUGUAAGCGGCCCUGGACUCCAAACUCCAACAAGAAGAAGUGUGUGAUGGCAACAGUAGCAGAUGUGAAUGAGUGUGAGGACCCAGCCAAUUGUAAGAAUGGGCAUUGUGUGGACACUCCAGGGUCGUACUACUGCAUCUGCUCCCCGCCCUGGACGCUAGCAACCGACCGUAAUAGCUGUGUUACUCCUGAGGAACAGGCUGAUGUGAAUGAGUGCCAGGACCCCUCCUACUGUAAGAAUGGGAGGUGUGAGAACACGCCCGGCUCCUUUCACUGUUUUUGUGACCCUCCCCUCACCUUCAGUGCAGCGCUGAAACAGUGCGUCUAUGACGAUCGCACUGCAGCCCACAAGGACGUGUGUUUCUUGCAGGUUGACGAGGGCUUGAUCUGCAGCGAGCCGAGAAACGGCAUGGUGGUGACUUACUCAGAGUGCUGCUGUCACUACGGUCGUGGCUGGGGGCCCGAGUGUAACACCUGUCCAUCCAGAAACUCCGAGAUGUUCAGUCGUCUUUGUGAGAUGCACCUGGAGACUGAGUCUGAUGGGGAGCAGGAUUUCCUGGCAGCUUUUGCCAACUACAACCCAGGUGACAGCUCAGAGGAGGAUUCAGAUGAAUGUAGCUGUGCAAAUGGCCGCUGUGUCCGCUCCUAUCUGGGCACCAUGUGUGAAUGUAACACAGGCUUUAGGCUCGACUACUCCCGCACCCGCUGUAUAGACAUUGAUGAGUGUGCAGAACCAGGAGUUCGUGUCAGUCCGUGCAAGAAUGCUCGCUGUGUGAACACUGCUGGCUCAUACAAGUGCUUCUGCAAACACGGCUUUGUGGCCACACGCAGGCCAAACAUAUGCAUCCGUCGCAGAACUCGUGGCUUCAGAAAGUACUCAGUCAGCGAGGGGACCAAGAACCCAGCGGUCACUCUAACAGAGCUUCAGAAGUCCUCUGCAAAGAUGAGAGAACCUGCCGGACAACCAUUUCAGCUGCCCUCCAUCAAUCAGGCCUUUAUGGUAAAGUGGCUGGACAGAAACCACUUUGCUACCAAAGGGGCCUCUACAAAGUAGUGAGUUAAGGGUCUGAAUAUGUUUGUAAAUGGGAGAUUUCAAUUUUUUUAUUUUUAAUAAAUUUGGAAAAGUUUCUAAAAACAUGUUUCACUUUGUAAUUAUGGGUAACUGAGUGUUGAUGGAUGGACAAAUAUGGCAAUUUUAUCCAUAUAAAGUUAAAUCUACAACACAAUAAAAGUGUGCAAAACGUGAAAGGGCCAGAAUACUUCCUGAAGCCACUAUUUGAAGACAUCCGAUAUAAACAGAAAACAGAUCAGGCAUAAACAUUCAGUGAAGCACAGAGCUCUCUUACAGUCAGGUUCAGAAGUAUCACGGGCAGUACUGUGGAUGAUUUAGUGUUGCCUUUCAAGCAUAAAAGAAAGCAAAUGAAUGUAAUGUAUGGCAGUUUCCACAGAUAUUACUUCUGUGAACAAUUCAUAACCUUUUUUUAUCCAGUUUUGGUUGUUAGCAUGCUGUUGUAAUAGGACAUUUGUAUUUUUGAAAGUCAGUGUUCUUUUGCUACUUUGCAGACAUCCUAUAGCAUUGCAUGAGUAUUUUAAACUAGCUAUUCUGCAGCCUAAAUAAUCAUUUUGUUUUUAUGUUAGGAUUCAGUUAUCCCCAUAAACAGAAAGCUUUCAAGUACUAAAAGGGGAAGGAAAUUUGCUGCUCUUUCCGUGCCAUAAAUCCCGUCUUCCCGCAGAUGUUGUGCUACUGAUGACAGACAAACAAGUCCCUGUGGGGUAUGCUAAUAUACUGUAGAUACCAUAGGGAAAGAUUACCAUUAAUUAACUUAAGUUGCUGAAGAAAGCUGAAGUUCUCUCUAAUGGCCCUUAAAAAAACCCAUUUGAGUUUGUUUUGAUCAUAAUCUAUAUCCCUAGCCUUUUAAAACCUUUUUCAUUCCAUUUUACUACACUGGGAAUAUCUCCACAUAUCAAUGAUCCUUUUCUUUAUUUGAUAAUUUGACAUGCUUUUAUCUCUUCACUGCUACAUUUUGGAAUUUAUUUUCCCUAACCAAAAAAUUCAGGCCAUAAAUUAACACUUUACUUUAUGGAUCUGUGAUGUGCUAAUAGAUAUAUAAAAGGGACAGUAUUCAAUUGGUGAACUUCCAAUUAAUUAGGAAGUGUAACCCAGUCAGUUUUUAGUCAUUGAAGCAGUUAAGCAAACAUGAAAAAAGUGAAAUAUGACUUAAAAAUGUCAACAUCUGUUGAGAAUUGCAUUAUCAAUAAUAAAUUAAUGAUUAUUAUUAUUAAAGGACUGCUCAAAUAACGUCAAUUGAGCAGUCCUUUACCCAGCUCUGAUCAAAAGGACAAUGAAAUCAAUAACAAAAAAUAAAAUGAAGCAGCUGUAGUUAAACAUGUUUUCUUACUUUCUAUGUAGGCUUGUGGUUUUCUUGUAAAGUAAGCCUGUCAGUGCUUAUGUUCCUCUGCUUGCUGCUCCAGUGCAAGUUGACUGAUGUUGACAAAGGAACUCAAAGGGAAGCUCAGUGUAGUCUUUUGGCAUCGUGAUGUGUGGAGGAGUGAAGGGUGGAUGUUUUCAGAACCUCAGAAAUCUGUCUCAUUUUUAAUGGUUUUUCCUUGUUCAGAUGUGGAGUGUGAUUUCAGUCUGGCUUUAUCCGACAAGUACAACAGUUACAAAACAAAAGCAACUUCUCAAUAGGGGUUGUUUCACUAGCAAAAUGCUCAUGGAGUGGUGAAUGUGGGAGAGUAGACCACAAAUACCAUAGAUGACACCACCUACUUGAAGAACAGCAUCAUCUUGUGGCUUCUUUGUGUUACUGUAGCAACUCUCCGUAACCCAGGGAACACAAGCUAGUGUACAGCCUUGAGGAGGUUACAGUAGAAUCCAGUUUUCCAAAGUUAUCAGAUAUUUCACACUAGAGGAACAAGACAGGCUUGGUUUGAAUACUAGAGCAGAGUCUGGUUAGUAAAGCAGAGUAGGCACCAUGUUCAUUAAGAUGGUGUUGUUAAUGCCAGUGAAUCGUGCUGGGGCUUAGUAACUGGUCCUGUCUGUGUUAGAGGACACCAUGAAAAGGCCCACAUCAUCCAGUUCUUCCAUGAGCACUCUGUAAGGACUAGGCGAGUGCCCACAUGGGGACACAAAUGAGCAGAGGUCACAGCAUAGAGCACAUACAAGCACUUUUAGACAACACAUCAUGUCACCCAGGUUACAUUGUUUACCACAAGUGAAGAAUGGAUUGGUGGUGGUUGAGUGUCUCUCUAACUUCCAAUCAGAGUCAAAUUUUGUAUCAAAUAAAUUCUAUACACUGUAUAGGAAUUGUUGUAACAUGAUGAAGUGUGAAAUGUUAAACUAUGCAUCUGUGAUGUCCCUCGGUGAAAUAAAAACACUUUUUUUGUAGAAAUACAGUUUAUUUAUUUACUCUCAAAAAUCAUGUGACGAUAUAACUCUCCUGCUCAUUUACAAUGUAUCUUUCCUUGUUACCAUGAAUUACAUUUGCUUAAAUUUGCUCUCUGUCAAAUGCAGUGUUGCUUUACUGGCAUUAAAAUAAACCUGAUUUCAUACAAUUCCCCCUCAGUGGAAAUUAAACAGUAUUGGCUUUGAUUUGCAGGCUGAUUGUGAUUUUAGUUUGAUUUUGAAUAAAUGUUAUUUAAUAUUUACUGAAAUUGUGCUGACAAACCUGUUUAUUAAAGGCUGG